Kluyveromyces marxianus DMKU3-1042 is the source of this 1227-nucleotide messenger RNA. RefSeq names its product Ent3p (gene ENT3). The transcript has a single exon. Bases 1 to 1227 code for a protein of 408 amino acids. The record is from RefSeq and is a predicted model, not a curated record. Gene Ontology annotation, molecular function: phospholipid binding; clathrin binding. Lineage: Eukaryota; Fungi; Ascomycota; Saccharomycetes; Saccharomycetales; Saccharomycetaceae. Gene Ontology annotation, cellular component: plasma membrane; endosome; clathrin vesicle coat. Gene Ontology annotation, biological process: Golgi to endosome transport; endocytosis.
AUGUCGCUGGAAGAUUCGAUAACGAAGCUAUCCCUUUAUGAUGCUAAAAAGUACUUCAGAAAGGCGCAGAAUGUAGUGUUUAAUUACACGGAAAUGGAGGCCAAAGUAAGGGAGGCUACCAAUAAUGAACCGUGGGGUGCAUCCUCGACGUUAAUGGAGAAGAUUGCGCAAGGUACGUACAACUAUCGGGAACGGGAGGAAAUUUUGGGUAUGAUCUUUAGGCGUUUCACCGAGAAAACGGCUAGUGAAUGGAGACAAAUCUACAAGGCCCUUCAGUUAUUAGAAUACCUAAUUAAACACGGAAGUGAGAGGUUUAUUGAUGAUGUUCGCAAUAACUUGAACUUAGUUAAAAUGCUCGAGAGUUUCCAUUAUAUUGACUCGCAAGGAAGAGAUCAAGGGAUUAAUGUUAGAAAUAGAGCGAGCCAAUUGGUCAAGCUGUUGGAAAGCGACGAGAUGAUUAGACAAGAACGUAAAAAAGCCAGAGAGACCAUGAAGAAAUACAAAGGUGUUGCUGGCGGUAUUGUGCCCGGAAUGGGUGCUAACGUAAACUCCCGUGCGGGUUAUACCAGAUCAACAAACCAGGGAAUCUCUGUCAGUGCCGAUUUUGAUAGCGAUGAUGACGACGGUUACCAGAAACCACAACCUUAUGGCUUGGACAAUGGAAACAGCAAAUCUAGCUACAACCCUAAUGAAGAAUAUGAACCAAGACAAAGCGAAGGGUCAUCCGAUCUCCUUGACAUACAAGAAAAUGAGGGUGCUAAAAAUAAAAAACAAGAUCAGCAAACUAAUAGCCAGGCAGCAGCAGCAGCAGCAGAUAUUGAUGACGAUGACGACGAAGAUUUUGCAGAGUUCCAAAGUGCUACUCCAUCUGCCCCAGUGUCCAACAGAUUGGAUGACCUGGUGUUCUCAAACGAUAACUCCUUUGCGACUCCAUCUCACCCACAUGCACCAGCAACAGCUGUCACACCAGCUAUCGCGGAAGCAGCUAAGGCUUCUGAUCCUUUCGGAUCAUUAUUCUCAUCUGCAAAAAAGGAACCAUUCAAAACUACGGUCACAGCAUCAACUACAGGUAAAACAGAAACAGCAUCCAACCCUGUUGCCCAUUCCGACGACGCAGAUCUAUUCGGAGACCUUCAACCUGCACCAAAUUCCCAAAAAUCGAAUGGAAACCACCAGCAACCUGCGACCCAAAAUCACUCUGAGGAAAUUGACUUACUAAGUUUUUAG